AUGGACACGAAAACUAAAGUACUGCUCGGUAUCGUGGGUGCCGCAGCGGCAGGAGUGGUGAUAGGAUUAUUGAUUGCUCCGGAAAAAGGUACUGAAACCCGUAAGAAAAUUGUAAAGACAGCCGGCGGAUGGGUAGAUUCACUCGGACAAUUAUGGACUAAAGGAAAAGAUAUGGCCGGGGACGUAGCACAACAAGCAAAAGACAAAGAUACUGGAAAAACGAUCAUGCAGAAGAAAAACGCUAAGAAAUCAAUUCGACCACCACAGCACCAAUCAAGACCAGGCUCUGAACGAAGUAUGAAGCCUCAGCCCAUAUUCGACUAUCCCAAUGUUCCCGGGCGGGGAAGACUAAAGAACCGGGUGGCAUUAAUAACCGGUGGUGAUAGUGGAAUUGGAAAAGCAGUUGCCAUCCUUUUUGCAAAAGAAGGUGCCGAUAUUGCUAUUUCCUACCUGAAUGAGCAUCGCGAUGCAAAAGAUACCAAACGGAUUAUUGAAGAGCAGUAUGGAAGAAAAUGCGUGCUAUUACCGGGCGAUAUUGGAAAGGAAAAACAUUGCAAACUC
Messenger RNA from Ostertagia ostertagi, 561 nucleotides. NCBI's taxonomy places the organism in Eukaryota, Metazoa, Nematoda, Chromadorea, Rhabditida, Trichostrongylidae. The record is from the annotation of a GenBank genome assembly.